AAUCUAAUAUGGCGCCUGUCAUCCAACCACAUCCAACAGUUGACGUACUUUAGAUAAUAUAUAUAUAGGUAUAUAUUAAAAAAAGAGUUAUCAAUUAUAAUUAUUAAUAUUUUUAAAAAUGACAUAAAAAAUAUCUUGAUUAAAAUGAUCAUCGUAUAAUAACCUCUAAACUUGAUUAACAAUAAGAGUAAAAAAAAAAAGUGUUUUUAAGAUAAAAAAAAUUAUAUUAUUAAUCAAUCUACAAAGUGUCUUUAAAAAAAAAAUAAUCAAUUAAAUCUUCCACAAUUAAAUAAAUACAGUAAAUAAAACUGUUAUAAAAAUAAAAAAUGGAUAAUAAUAAGUUGGAAAGUGGUGAUAAAAUAUUGAUAAAUGAUAAAUCUGAUACAUCAUUAAUUCCUGACAUGACAACACUUGUAAUUAAUUCAAGACUUUGUCCAGAUAAUGAAAAUGAUCAUUUAAAUGAUUCAAAAAUAGGCAAUGGUUUGCACCAGGUCAAUGGAGUAUGUGAUUUAUCUAGAAAAUUAUCAGAUAAUAAAGAAUUAGUGUCACAAAAUUUGGAGUGUAUGACUAACCAUUUAAACAAUUUAGAAGCAUCAUGUACAGCACCAAGGAAUAUUCAUAUAAAUUAUGUUAGCUAUACAAGUGAAUUACAAAUGCCAGAUAUUAUGAAAUUGAUACAAAAAGAUUUGAGUGAACCAUAUUCAAUUUACACAUACAGAUAUUUUAUUCACAAUUGGCCAAAGCUAUGCUUUUUGGCAAUGCAUGAUAAUAAAUGUGUUGGUGCAAUUGUUUGUAAAUUAGAUUUACAUAGAAAAAUAAUAAAACGUGGUUAUAUUGCAAUGCUUGCUGUUGAUUUUAAUUAUCGUAAACUUGGAAUUGGAUCAAAUCUUGUUAGACGAGCAAUAACAGCAAUGAUUGAUGAUGAUGCUGAUGAAGUUGUACUUGAAACUGAAAUAACAAAUCGUCCAGCAUUAACAUUAUAUGAAAAUCUUGGUUUUGUACGUGAUAAAAGAUUAUUUCGUUAUUAUCUUAAUGGUGUUGAUGCAUUGAGAUUGAAACUUUGGCUCAGAUGAAAUUCAUUUAAUUGCUCUUGUCAAUAGAUAAUAACAAAUAAACUAUUUAAAUAGUUACAAAGUUUUAAUGUUUUAAAUACUUCCAUUGGUUUAUUUUAUUGUGAAAGUUUUUUUUUUUUUUUAAACUUAAUUUUCAUAAUAUUUUAAAAUUAUGUUCAACAAAUAAUUUACAGUUUGUGUGAAAAUUAUUAUUUUUUUUUUUUAUGUUAAAUAGUGAAAGAAAAAGUUGAUAAUUAAAUGUGAAAAAAAAAAUGUAGAUAAAUAAGAUUUAAAAAAUUACAAAAAAAAAAUUAAAAAUAUUCUCAAAAGUGUGAAGAAGAAAAAAAGUGAGAUAAUAAAAUUUUUCUUGCGAUGAAUUAUUAUUUAAUAAAUGAAAAAAAAAAAAAAAAAAAAGUAAAUAAAUAAAUAAUCCCUUCUGGGAACAAGUGUACGACAUAGCAUAAAUGAUUAGAAAAAAAAUCAUUAGAAUGGCACAAAAUGGAACAUCAAAAACUUUCUCUUCAUCAACAAAACCAACAUAUGAG
Aphidius gifuensis is the source of this 1597-nucleotide messenger RNA. RefSeq names its product N-alpha-acetyltransferase 30-like. Gene Ontology annotation, molecular function: protein-N-terminal amino-acid acetyltransferase activity. Gene Ontology annotation, cellular component: NatC complex. The record is from RefSeq and is a predicted model, not a curated record. Bases 327 to 1073 code for a protein of 248 amino acids. NCBI's taxonomy places the organism in Eukaryota, Metazoa, Arthropoda, Insecta, Hymenoptera, Braconidae. Gene Ontology annotation, biological process: N-terminal peptidyl-methionine acetylation. The transcript is spliced from 4 exons.